This is a messenger RNA of Eufriesea mexicana, 1892 nucleotides long. Its product is annotated as dipeptidase 1. The transcript is spliced from 8 exons. The record is from RefSeq and is a predicted model, not a curated record. Bases 433 to 1716 code for a protein of 427 amino acids. Gene Ontology annotation, biological process: proteolysis. Gene Ontology annotation, molecular function: metallodipeptidase activity. Lineage: Eukaryota; Metazoa; Arthropoda; Insecta; Hymenoptera; Apidae.
ACGACCUCGCAUCUCGUCUGGUUCGUACCCUUUUUCCGAAAGAAGCAUCGCAACCACGCUUCUCCGCAUCGCAUCUGGUGUUUCGUUUCGUAUUUCCGACUCGUCGCAAGUUCAAACAUCUCCGCGAUUCUAUUUAUCCGUUCGAGCAUCUGUUUUCGUCUCUGCCAGUGUCGAACGCCUCGUAGCGAAGAACUAUCGAACUUCAUCCUUCUUCGUCCGCCUCUCUCCCAUAGUCACGAGACAAAGGGCCCCGGGCAACAGUGUGAAAGUGGAACGUAAUCUCGGACAGUGCAACGCAGUUCGUUUCGGUCGUAGUGUCGUACAAUUUACGGAGAUUUCGGCAUGGCGAAUGGGUGACGACCACGAGACUCGUGAUUCGCCGUGGGUUCACGCUGUUUUUCGGCAACGGGGGAACCAUGUGAGGUUACGACCAUGAGGUGUGGCGGUCAGAGCGGUGUCUGGACAGCAAGCGUGAUCAUACUGUCAAUCGGAAGCUGGGUUGGCAAAGUUGGCCCACGACCAGCCGAUGGCGAGACUGCACACCUGACAUCGCCCAGGGAAAGGUUGGAGACCGUGCGACAGGUUCUUUCCGAGGUGCCUUUGAUCGACGGCCACAAUGACCUGCCCUGGAACAUUAGAAACUUCGUUCACAACCAGCUGGCCGAGUUCGAUUUCGACAAGGAUCUACGAGAGGUCGCGCCUUGGAGCAAGAGCGCCUGGAGCCAAACGGAUCUGGUUAGGCUUCGUCAAGGCAUGGUCGGUGGUCAGUUUUGGGCUGCUUACGUGCCGUGCGAGUCGCAGUAUCUCAACGCGGUCCAGCUGACUCUGGAGCAGGUGGACCUCAUUAAGAGGCUCAUAGAGAAGUACUCGCAACGCAUGCAGUUCGCUGCGUCUUCAAGGGAGAUUCUGGAGGCCCAUGGAAGUGGCAGAAUAGCAUCACUGAUCGGGGUGGAAGGUGGACAUAGCCUAGGAAGUAGUUUAGCCGUGUUAAGAACACUGUAUCAAUUGGGUGUACGAUAUCUCACACUCACGCACACUUGCAAUACACCAUGGGCGAAGAGUUCGUCGGUAGAGGACGAGGAUGAGGAUGGAGGCGGUCUAACGGCAUUCGGGAAAGCAGUAGUCCAAGAAAUGAACAGACUGGGAAUGUUGAUAGACCUUAGUCACACAGCAAGGGCCACCAUGAGGGACGCUUUAAGGGCCAGCAGAGCACCCCUCAUUUUUUCUCACUCCUCGGCCUUCGCCAUUUGUAAUUCCUCGAGGAACGUUCCCGACGACAUUCUGAAGCAGCUGGCUGCUAAUGGUGGACUGGUUAUGGUGACAUUUUAUAAUUACUUCGUGAAAUGUGGCUCUCAAGCGACCGUCUCCGACGUCGCAGAGCAUAUAUACUACAUUAGAAGUCUAAUUGGCGUGGACCAUAUUGGUGUCGGUGGCGACUUUGACGGUAUUAACAAAACACCCAAAGGACUCGAGGAUGUUUCAAAGUAUCCAGAACUAUUCGCCGAACUUCUUCGAAGUGGGAAAUGGAACGUACUUGACUUAAAAAAAGUCGCCGGGCUGAACUUGCUAAGGGUCCUGCGGCAGGUGGAACGAGUUAGGGACGAUAUGAGAACCGCCGGAAUGACACCAUCCGAAGAAUACCUGCAAGAUUCUCCCGACACAACUGGCAGUUGUGCACUCGAUAUCAACUCCGUACAGAGAGUCAUGGAAGUUUGAUUGUUCUAUCAAUGUCCUCUGUUUCUCGAUGGUGUGUAAAUUACUUCUCCACGGGCACCUUGCCGUCCUAUACUCGACAAAAUGGACAGAAUCGUGUCGAAGUCGAGGAAAUUCUAACAGAACGAGCGAUUCAAGAAGAGAGGACUUCUCAUUGCUUGAUUCUUGCCCGCCUACAA